UUCAGUCUGGAAUAUCUUGGCCAUCAUUUAGAACUAAGCGCAUAAUUUGGACAUUAGAAUGUUUUUUUAUAAAAACGUCGUCUUUAUUAGCGAGGGCAGACACUGUUUUCACCGAGGCAGCAGGAAGAGGAGUGCUUUGUUAAACAUCUGCAAAAACCGCUGGGGCCGUACGGUAAUGUAACAGAAAAGACAGGAUCCUCGUCGAGUCGCAAUGAGACAUUAGAUUUCCGCCAGAACUGUCAAAUUAAAAGCGCUGGUUUGGCGCACACGUCGAAACUUCGCUCAGUCAUAGCAGUAAAAUACAAAUAUAAGCUAGAUAUAACGUGCUAUAGUGUUAAAGGUAACACUGACUACAACAGACACCGACGUUGAACACUUCAGUGACUUGCCUUGUUUGCUGCCACCAAUGUUGAUGCUAUAACUUUGAAGGCGACAUCUGCUCGUUUCCUGCGCACAGACCGUGACGUUCGCACGGUUUCUGCUUCGGCAUUAACUGCUAGCUACCGCCAACGUUUUUCUAAUGUCGUUUUAGCUGCAAUCUCCCGCUUUAAGCGUGUGUUCGCUCAAACGACAUCAUAUCGACACACGAUAUUUUAUAGUCGUGAGCAAAGUUUGUCCCACGUCUUUGUCAAACUCAUGAACUUGUUUCAGUCUGGCUGUGGGAGCGAGUGAAGGCGGUCUCCUCGUCCAAGAGCUUCCCGAGCAAUGAAGAGUCAGCAGAAAAGCCCUGAACAAGACGGCACUGUUACCGUCAACGAGGAAGGGUCCGUAGCUACCGCUGAGGAUCCAGCAGCUAUUGCUACCAUUCAGUCUGCUGCCACCUUUACUGACCAACCCAUCAAAUAUCUGUUCAAGACAGAAGGAGCGGGUGGACAGGUGACCUACAGAGUGAUCCAGGUGGCAGAUGGCCAGUUGGAGGGUCAGACAGACGGAGCUGCAGCGGUCAGCCUGGUCGCCGGUUUCCCCGCGACCACUCAGACUGUCACACAGGUGCCAACAAUAACUGACAGCUAACUGUAAUCUUAGGAGGUUGGAAGAAAAAGGUGUCGUAAACCA
This is a messenger RNA of Pundamilia nyererei, 1056 nucleotides long. Its product is annotated as upstream stimulatory factor 1-like. The coding region runs from base 706 to 1014 and encodes 102 amino acids. Gene Ontology annotation, molecular function: DNA-binding transcription factor activity, RNA polymerase II-specific; RNA polymerase II cis-regulatory region sequence-specific DNA binding. The transcript is spliced from 4 exons. The record is from RefSeq and is a predicted model, not a curated record. NCBI's taxonomy places the organism in Eukaryota, Metazoa, Chordata, Actinopteri, Cichliformes, Cichlidae. Gene Ontology annotation, biological process: regulation of transcription by RNA polymerase II.